Molecule: messenger RNA, 443 nt
Organism: Caenorhabditis angaria
Lineage: Eukaryota; Metazoa; Nematoda; Chromadorea; Rhabditida; Rhabditidae
Source: the annotation of a GenBank genome assembly
AUGUCAUUUGCUAUUCCUGCGGGUGUAUCAUUAGUUUCAGCAUUAAGUUAUCAUAUGUUCAGAACUUUUUGGAGAAUUAUGGAAACGCUGUCGGAUUCCAAUAAACAAGCGCAUAAAAAUGCUCUUCUAAGUUUAUUAGCCCAGGUUUGUAUUUACUAUUUCGAAAACAUUUUAUUUUAACAAAUUCAAUAAUAUUUAUUUAGGCAUUAACAUGUUCUGUUAUGCUUCUCCCAAUUUUUGGAUUUUUCAUUGAUGUUUAUUUUGGGUAUCAUAAUCAGAAAUUAUUAUUUUAUCAUGAAUUAGUAUUCAGCUGUCAUUCGAGUACUAAUUGUAUUGUGAUGAUUAUUACAGUCAAAGAAUACCGAAAUUUUGUGAAAAGUUUGAUUUAUUCGAAUGUUGUCAAGACGGAAGCAGCCAAAAAUAGUUAUAGACAUCAAAUUUGA